ACCACGUGGUUCAUAUUCUUUACGCGGUCGAUAGGUUUGAGAGGUACUUGGGUUUCUAACCUCUUUCUAAUAGUUAUUCCGCGAAUUGUUGUGUGAACAAAAAAGCCGUUUAAUUCAUACAAGAUGACUGAAGAAAAAGUCGAAGUUGAUUGUGUGCUAAGACCAAUGAACUGUGAAAUUAAUUUACUGUCAAGAUCUGAUGGUUCUGCAAUGUUUAUGCAAGGUGAGACUACAAUUAUCGCGGGCGUAAACGGACCCAUAGAAACAAAAACUCAAAAAAUGUUGUACGACAGAGUUUCUAUAGAAGUUACAUAUACACCUCACAAGGGACCAGCCAAGGUGGAUGAUAGAUUAAUUGAAGCAUAUAUACGAGAGACUUGUGAAUCUGCUAUAAUGAUUACGCUUCAUCCUGGUGCUGCGCUAUGCAUCAAUUUACAAGAAAUGCAAGAACAUGGUGGGUUACUAGCCUGUGCAAUUAAUGCGUCAUGUCUGGCAUUAAUGAAUGCAGGAUUUUCCAUGAAAUAUGCUGUAGCAGCUGUAAGUUGCAUGAUUGAGAAAGAAACGAAAAAAAUUAUCAUUGAUCCUGACAACAUACAGUUAGAGAAUGCAAAGUCGGCAUUUACAUUUGCAUUUGACAGUAUCGAGAAGGAUAUCGUAUGCUGCCAUACCGUCGGUAGGUUCUCGCAAAGCGAGUUCUUAGCUUCCAUGGAUAAGUGCAGGCAGGCCAGCCAGUAUGUGUUUGAUUACUAUAGAAAAGUCACAAAAAAGUAUGCAAAUGCAAUAUAAUUUUUUUUUUUACUUUAACGCUCUAUAUUUACUUUAUUAUCAGUCCGAUUUUAUAACCCAUUUCCGUGCGAAACUCAUCUUGCCCCAUUUUUCCAUCGCCUUUUCACUCAACUACAUUAAACUGUCACGAUUUGACAAUGUUGAUUUUAUCAAUAUAUAGAUGCAUCUUUGAUUGAAUGUAUCUACUGUUGUCAAAAACAUGAAUUUUAGGGUAAAAAAGUCCGAGUGUCUUAAAUUUAACCAUUUUUUUGUAUUUUUUGUAUUUAUAUGAUAAUAAUAAUUUAAUAAUAUUAGCUACAAAACUGUUGUAUUUUUUGAUAUAUCAAAAGAACGAGUAUUCGAAAUAAACAAUUGUUCUCUAUUGUACUAGUUGCAGGAAAUUUUCAUGAACGCAUGGGCAUUCAAUAUUCUUCAAACCUACUUUAUCGACUGUACAUAAGACCAUGUUGUUAUUUAAAACUCUUUUUAUAUUAGUAAAACGUCAUGCUCUUGAUUAUA
Molecule: messenger RNA, 1284 nt
Organism: Odontomachus brunneus
Lineage: Eukaryota; Metazoa; Arthropoda; Insecta; Hymenoptera; Formicidae
Gene: Rrp46
Product: exosome complex component RRP46
Exons: 5
Coding region: 124-786 (220 amino acids)
Biological process (GO): rRNA catabolic process; U4 snRNA 3'-end processing; poly(A)-dependent snoRNA 3'-end processing
Cellular component (GO): cytoplasmic exosome (RNase complex); nuclear exosome (RNase complex); nucleolus
Source: RefSeq, a predicted model, not a curated record